CACGUCUCCACACUCAACCCCCACGAUCACUUUUUCUUACACCUACAUUCUCUCUUUCCUUCAUCUUCACCUUCCCUUGUUCCUUCUUCCUCUGACUCCAUGGCAAACAAAGGUAAAUCUUUUGAGGAAAUGGGGAUACUAUCUCUUUCAAACGAUGACUGCCGAUCCACCCCAAGUCUCGGGGACUAUCUUUCAUUCACAAGCAAUACAUCAAUUGUGGCCGAGUACGAGUUCAUCCACCUGAGUCCUUUCCCUGCAGAAGUGAAGAAGUUAAUUAAAAAUCUUGGCUGGGAAAAGUUCAUUGAUCUCCGGAAUCGAGGAAGCACCAGUCACUGCCCGCAUGUGGUGAGGAAGUUCUACCACAAUUUAGAGCUGUCUGGUCCCUGCGAUUCUCAUCUCGUGUCGAUCUUCCUGGGUUAUAGAGUCUGCUUCCAGCCUCAUCAGUUUGCUGAGAUCCUCGAUCUCCCCGCCGCAGGACACCCCAUUGAUAGCAGAAGCGAUCUUGGGAGGCUGUACGAUUUUGAGUUUGAAGUUGAACUGGAGAAACUAACGAAGGGGCGCAUCCAAGCUUCUUUCCUCCCAGAUCCUCUUCGAUUCCUCCACUGGAUGAUCGUCAACUGCUUCAUGCCAAGGUACCGUGGUCAUUCGAUUAUUCGUAAACUUGACCUGUUUAUCCUUGUGCAAGCUCAAAGAGGUGUUCCUGUUAACCUCGCAUCUCUCAUGUGCCUGAACAUGGUUGAGGCUGCUCCUAGAUGGGAAAACUGGUACACUGCCUUUCCAUAUGCCACCUUCUUGACCACCUUUCUUGAAAGGGUUGGGAUGGAUAUUGGGGUUUAUGCUAAGGAGGACCAGUGCGCCUAUUUGCCAGUCUACCGUAUCGUCGAAUUGACCAAUACUUUUAUUGAUCUUCGGCAUACGGAGCAUGAAAAGACCCCUGAGGCAUCCUCAAGCAAACGUCCUCGGCUUACAUGAGAGUCGAUUGAUGCAGGGCGGGGUGGAGCGUUGGAGCAGCAAAGGGGCCAGCAUUGGAUAUCUUUUGUUAAUAAGUUUACUCAGGCUUU
Linum trigynum is the source of this 1061-nucleotide messenger RNA. Lineage: Eukaryota; Viridiplantae; Streptophyta; Magnoliopsida; Malpighiales; Linaceae. The record is from the annotation of a GenBank genome assembly.